Aphidius gifuensis is the source of this 2119-nucleotide messenger RNA. It is a transcript of the gene Wdr82, whose product is annotated as WD repeat-containing protein 82. Gene Ontology annotation, cellular component: Set1C/COMPASS complex. The coding region runs from base 847 to 1794 and encodes 315 amino acids. The transcript has a single exon. The record is from RefSeq and is a predicted model, not a curated record. Gene Ontology annotation, molecular function: protein binding; chromatin binding. Lineage: Eukaryota; Metazoa; Arthropoda; Insecta; Hymenoptera; Braconidae.
CGUGCAUGGUUUGUGUCUGAAUAAUUAAUUUAUUACAUAUACGUAAACGGCAUUUUGUUUAUAAAAUAAAUAAUAAUCAGCAAUAAAACAAUAUAAAUAUCAAAAAUAACAACUGAUCAUCAUCAACAAUUGACUAAAAACAAUAAAUAUAUUUAUAAAAACAAAAUAACAACAUUGUUGGAUUAAAAAAAAAAAAGAGUCAUCAUCUAGGCGCCAACAACCAAGGUGUCUCUUUCGAGAGAAAAUAUAUAAUAAAAAAAGAAAAAAAAAAAAAAAUUACAAAUACAGGCAUACAGGAAUACAAGUAUACAACACAGACAACCGGCGUUCUUUGUAUUCAUCAUAGUAUUAUUCUCAAUUUACUAAGCAUUAUCCUAAAAAUUAAUUAAUUUUUUCUUGUUCCUGAACUGUAUCAUCAUCAUCAUACAAGAACAAUACAAAUUAAUAAAAAUCAUCACUGGAGAUUAUCAACAGCUGAAAUAUAUUGGAUGCAGUUUUUUUUUUUUUUUCUCAAUAAAAUUAAGAUAAUCAACAAAACACACACACGUACACACACCCACACAGUCAUAAAAAUAAAAUAAAACAAGUGAGAAAGAAGAACAAUACAGCGUCAUUUAACAAAUUGAAAAAUAAUAAAAAUAAUAAACUUUAAAAACCAAUAAUAAAUGAUUAAAAAAAUUGCGACAAUUAUGUCAAUUAAUUUGCUUAAAAAAAGAAUAUAAAUUUAAAAAUAAUUAGAAGGAUAAAAAAAAAAAAAAAAAAGAGUGCACCAAAUAAAGUGCUGCUCUUAUUUAAAAUAAAAAAAAUAAUAUAAAUUUUUUUUUUUUUUGAAAAAUAAAUAUAACCAUGAAGCUUGUUGACCAGGUGGUAAGGAGUUUUAAAGUAGCGAAAGUAUUUCGUGAAAAUUCUGAUCGUAUAAAUAGCAUUGAUUUUUCACAAAGUGGUGAUACAUUAAUAUCAUGUAGUGAAGAUGAUCAAAUAGUAAUAUAUGAUUGUGAAAAAGGUACACAAAUGCGUACAGUUAAUUCUAAAAAAUAUGGUGUUGAUUUAAUACAUUUUACACAUGCUAAAAAUACAGCAAUUCAUAGUAGUACUAAAAUUGAUGAUACAAUACGUUAUUUGAGUUUACAUGAUAAUAAAUAUAUAAGAUAUUUUCCAGGACAUACUAAAAAAGUUGUAUCAUUAUGUAUAUCACCAGUUGAAGAUACAUUUUUAUCUGGUUCAUUAGAUAAAACAUUGAGAUUAUGGGAUUUACGUUCACCAAAUUGUCAUGGUGUUAUGAAUGUAUCUGGACGUCCAGUUGCAGCAUAUGAUCCAGAAGGUUUAAUAUUUGCUGCUGGUGUUAAUUCUGAUUGUAUUAAAUUAUAUGAUUUACGUAGUUUUGAUAAAGGACCAUUUGCAACAUUUAAAUUAACACCAGAAAAAGAAUGUGAUUGGACUGGUUUAAAAUUUAGUCGUGAUGGUAAAACAAUAUUAAUAUCAUCAAAUGGAUCAACAAUACGUUUAGUUGAUGCAUUUCAUGGUACACCAUUACAAACAUUUGAUGGAUAUGUUAAUAAUAAAGGUAUUCCAAUUGAGGCUAGUUUUAGUCCAGAUUCACAAUUUGUAUUUAGUGGAUCAACUGAUGGUACUGUGCAUAUAUGGAAUGCUGAUACUGGAUUUGAAGUAUGUACAUUAAAAGGUGAUCAUCCAGCACCAGUACAAUGUAUACAAUUUAAUCCAAAAUACAUGAUGCUUGCAUCAGCAUGUACCAAUAUGGCAUUUUGGCUACCAAGUCUUGUUGAUGAUGCGUAAAUUAUUGCUGCUUUUUUUUUUUUUUUUCUUUUUUUUUUUUCUCAUCAAUAUCAUCGUCGUCGUCGUCAUCGUCAUCAUCAUCUUUAUCAAAACAUCAAACACUAUUAUUAUUAAUAUUAUUAUGUUAAUUAAUAGUUGUCGUUGGACAAUAUAUAUAUAUGUGUGUGUGUGUGUAUGUGUGUCAAGAACAUUGAAUGUACGUAAACAACAUUCUUACUGUGGAAUUGUCAUAACUUUUUUUUUUCUUUUUUUUUUGAUUAUUAAAAUAAAGAAAAAACAACUUUCAAUAAAAUUUUUUCAAGACAAGUGAAAAGUCUAAUGUGUG